AUGGGCUGGUUCUCUUGGUCUUCGAACUCCAAUCAAGCCUCCGAUGGCGGCCGUAUAGCUCCCGACCGAACCUCGCGGCAGAAGUGCUGGGAAGCCCGCGAUACCUUUUUCUCGUGCCUGGACAACAACGACAUCAUAGAUUCCGUGAAGGGAGACAAGGAAGCUCGGAAGAAGUGCGGAAAGGAGAUUGCAGAGUUUGAAGCGUCUUGCGCAACUGCAUGGGUCAAGUACUUUAAGGAGAAACGUGUGAUGGAGUACAACCGGGACAAGACGAUUGAGCGAAUCAAGAAAGAAGACGCGGCUACGGUGCAAGACCUCAAGUCGCAGGGCUGGACGGCAAGAUGA
This is a messenger RNA of Aspergillus calidoustus, 345 nucleotides long. NCBI's taxonomy places the organism in Eukaryota, Fungi, Ascomycota, Eurotiomycetes, Eurotiales, Aspergillaceae. The record is from the annotation of a GenBank genome assembly.